ACCUGGCUCAGCUCUGUGCCAUCAGGCCAGGGACACUUGUCCCUGCUGCAGGGAACCCACGCCAAGGCAUCCCUUCGGUGCAUGGGCCGGGUGCCACCCGACAGCAGGCGCAGGGGUUCCCAUGGCAGCACAAACAGAAGGACAACAGCCGGAGUGGAGCCGAGCUGCGCUGCGUCUGCUGCACCGCGUCCACGGCCGUCUGCGGAGAGAAGCCCGGUGGAGGUCUCCUUUGGGUGAGAAGCCAUAAAAACAAAGGGGACCCACAGCAAAGACUACAAAAGAGAUCGGAUUCAGAGAAACAAAAAGCUAAUCUUCAACAGUUUGCCAGCCUAAAAUUAAACACGAACCAGUUCCCUACAGCAUGUCUGUGUUGUCCAGCAGUCAUUCAGCCUUAUCACAAGAAACCCACAGUACUGGAGCAAUUUCUGGGUCAACAAUGCCAUCUCCACAUGAAGAGUCAAUCUCUGAAAGUCUCUCUUCCAAACCUGGAAUGGAAACAUACCUUGUGCUGUCAGAAUUCCCAGAAGAGGAUGAAGAAAACCCAAUGAAAAAUCCUUUUACAGUUCCUCCAGAUCUUGAUGUUUUCUUAGUAAGGGACAAGGAAAGAAAAAAGGCUAAGGCGGAACGUGAAAAGAUGAAGACCAUGAAAAUCCAUGAGAAAAUGACAUACUCCACUAAAGUAAAAGCAAAGCAAAAAGGGUUCAGGAAAGCUUUGCAAAAGGAGGAGGAGGAAGAAAACAGAAAACAGGCAACAGAUGAAGAAAGACUGAAAGCUCUUCAGGAGUGUCUUUCGUGGAAGAUAGCCAUUAAAAAAGAUUACCCAUUAGAAAAGGAGACCUUCCGCGACUACAUAAAUGACAGAAGAGAAAUAUUUUUACUUGAGUAUGCCAUGGCAGUGAAGAGAGAAGAGAUUCAAAGGAUAGAGAACAUAGCAAAGAAAGAGGAAAAAAAGCUGGAAAAGGCUGAACACCGCCUGGAGAAGGAUGUUGCCAUGUUUGAUGAGUUCCUGAAGGAGAACCACAAAAAUUCUGUUCAAGCCCUGAAAAUUGCUGAAAAAGAAUCUGCAGCAAAGACACAGAAAAUAACAGAGAUCCAGAUGAUCAAUUCCCAAAUAAACAACCUCCAAAGUGACAUAUCCAGAUUUGAGAAUACUCUGCAGGAGUACAAGAUCUACAAGGACUUCCUCUAUCAGCUAUCUCCAAAAGAGUGGCAGGAGGAACGUGUAAAAAAGAACACAAAGCAGUUGAAAACAGCCUCCAAAGCUAACAAAGAAAGUGUCUCCUCUCCCACCGCUGCAGAGGAGGGUUAUACAGAUGCGCCAAGUUCUCUGCUGUCUGCAGAAAGUUUGAAUUUAAGCCUAUUACGUGAGAUCAGGCCACAGCUCAAAAGCCUCCUGAAGCCUCUCUCAACAAAAAAAAUAAGUUCACUGGAGGAGCGAGACAGCGAAACCUGCUCAGACGAAGAAGAUGAGGAGCCUGAGCUAUAUUUUACUGAUCCCCAACAACUGCUGUCUAUUUUCACGGAGAUGGAGGAAGAGAACUUGUCCUUCAUCCAGAAUUCCCAGGAGAUAGAGGAAUGUUUGGAUGAGCUCCAAAACACUUUCAUCACCACACACCAAAGGACGGAGCACGAGAUAGGACAGCUGAAGCAGGAUGUGGUCAACCUCAAAUCCACCAUCGCCAAAGAAGAAGAGAGGGCAGCAGAUCUGAAGCACAGAGUUCAAGUCUUUUCUUCUGAAGAACACAAUGCUGAUGUCCAGGACAAAAUGCUCACAAGCUUGAACAAAAAGGUGCAGGAGGUCUACAGCCAGUGCAUUGGAGACAAUGAGGCAAACCUGCCGACAGUGCAGAUGCUAGCAGCGAUAGAAAAACAGCUCAAUGAUUUACUGGACAACCUGGAGAGAGUGCCACCAGAAAAGAUAGCACAGAUUGAGAAAGCCAAAGAAAAGGAACGGAGGAUAAGGCUCAGAGAGGAAAAGCUAAAGCAACAGAAGAAGCUGCAGGAGGAAAGAUUGCAACGGGCCCUGGAAAGAGCACAGGCAACCAUAAAAAUAAAGACUGGCAGGAGGCUGAUGUUCCGCUCCAGCCCACCCGCCAAGAAGGAAAAGAAGAAGCGCAGCCAAGAACAAAUGGAUAAGGAGAAGGAAGAACUACUCUAUUAUUUCACUUGACAGCACAGCCUUUGCUAUACCAUGUAGGGCUGAUAAUCAUUCCAGAAAAAAAGGUUUUCCUAGAUCUACAGUCUGUUAGAGUCUAAGCCAUUUACUCAGCGUAUGAACUUCAUAAAAUUCCUUAUCUUAUACCACAACAUCCCAGGGAAAAGAGCUAGUGUCAGGUAAACGCUUUUUACCCCCCGAUUUUUUUUCCUUAAGGAAAUAAAAUUUUCUCUCAUUUCAUUGCAGGCAACAAUGCUUUUCUCAGUCAGUUCUUGAAGCAGAAAGCUUUAUUCCUACAAGCCUGGCUAGUGAGAUUUAUCACAGUAAUGAUUUUUUGUUAUGGCAGAACUAAGUCAGGAACUUACCAGACAUUUAUUAUUAAAAUCAGAGAUCCGGUGAAUAACUAUAAACAUGAAGGCUAUCCCUUAAUCCAAAGGAUGGGUUUUGUUACACAUCAGUAACUCCAGAAAAGGAAAAAACAAGCUAUAUAGAAACCAAGCUGUUGACCAUUAGCUUUAUGUCAGAUGCAUCCAUACAAAGAACACCAUCCAGUGACAAACUGACCAUAAGAAAAAAAGCUUUAUUAACCCUUUUGCACCAGCAGUUCUUCGGGUAUCCAUUGCCAGCAAUGGACUUCAAGCCAAGUGAUCCAAUUUUCGGCCCCCAGAGGUUAGCGCUUUACAUUCAUUUACAAAGCUGAAUGAGGUACAUUUUCAGAAGUAUAAAGAUUCAGUUGCAAGUCCCAUAAAAAGAUGGAGUGUUCCUUGGCCAUUUUGUUAGAUUAAGAACUGGUAUGGUCCUUGAAAACAGAUUAACACAGGCAAUGGGAGCUUGAGGAGUUUCAGCUUCCAGAGAGAGCACGGUGACCACUAGGAAAAGCACCAGUAGUCCCUUCAGCAUGAUUCCUCCUCAACCCUUCUACCUCUCAGGAGUGGAUUCCAUGCUGUGGUCACAGCCAUCAAGUAUAUCCCCUACCAAUUAGCUUGGUUUUGAAACCCCACCUGAGAGGGUUAUGAGAUUCCCUGGACAUAUGCUGUAAACUCAGGAUGAGAGGAACAGAGAGACUUCAGUGCUCAGAUAGUUAAGCAAAAGAUAGAAAAAAUAAAAACUGGUUCAACCAGAAGAUAAAAUACUGCCUACAAACCAGGACCUGAAGUUAAACGUAACCUGUAUACACUCCCCCCCACCCCCUCCCAUCAACCAAAAAAAGUAUUUUUCUGGACACAUACAUAGUUCAAAAGGCACAGGAAGUAAAAGCAUUUCUGAAUGACCUCGUGUGAAUUCAACAUCAGUAAAACUGUAAAAUAAAUAAAUAUGUGCAAGAUUAGAAAGAUCACAACGUUCUUCUGCAUGACAUAUCUUAUUUCAUAAAAAAUAUACACAUACGUGCAUACACACACCUCAUUGAGAAUAAAAAACAGUACAUACACCCUUUUAUCAAAUUCCUAUACAUAAUUUUAUAGGCAUUCAGUACAUAAGAAACGUUUAAAUUGCCACCUUAAAAUGUAACCAAAUGGUGUUUUUUUUCCCCCAUACAACCGUAAACGUACUUAGGUGUCUGCAAUCCAAUCCAGAUAAGUACAGUACAUACAACCUCUCCCCCCACCCCCCAGCAGAAACUGCAGCUUUUCAGCGGGACAAAUCUUACUAGGUAACAAUUCUUUUCCCCUCCCAACAUAUUCUAACAACUGCAUAUUCUGUAAACCAGACGGAAGCUCCACAUGCAUGUGAUACUCUGUGAUAUCAAUAAAGAAAAAGUGUUAACAGUGUUCCAU
Messenger RNA from Cygnus olor (mute swan), 3930 nucleotides. It is a transcript of the gene CFAP100, whose product is annotated as cilia and flagella associated protein 100. The record is from RefSeq and is a predicted model, not a curated record. NCBI's taxonomy places the organism in Eukaryota, Metazoa, Chordata, Aves, Anseriformes, Anatidae. The transcript is spliced from 16 exons. Bases 362 to 2170 code for a protein of 602 amino acids.